AUGUGGGACACCAUCAAAAGUAAUAAUAUGUGCAUAACUGGAAUCCCAGAACAAGAAGAAGAAACAGGCAUCCUGACCUUGGCUCUGACUGAAGCGCUGGUAUUUGCUGUCCACGAACCAUCUCCCAGGGACUCUCUUCAGGUCCUCCCCUCAGGCACAACAGCAGACAUGAUGGUAACAGCCCCCUCCAGUUCUCCCAGACACUCCAUGGUGACGGCUGUCCCUGCUGCGGUGGUGGCACAGACACAGUAUGAUGGUGGAACCUCUUCACAAGCCACAGUACCCAUGACGACACCAUCCCAUCCAGACAGACAUCCUCCUACAAACAUCACCCCUACCAUCGAGACCACACCAGCUAUCCCCUAUUCUGAAAACUCCUUGCACACUGGGCCUAUUCCUGCUGCCAUGGAAAAUACGUCCUCUCAUUCACAAGGCCACCCCCCUGGGGGGGCUGUCCUCACCACCAUCCUGCUGACAAAACCACCAGGAGUCACCAGAGUCACCACCCGCCCCACCAAAUCAUCUACCAGGUCUGCCACACGCAGGCCCCCGAGGCCACAGGGCUCUUCCCGAAAGGGAACAGGCAGUUCAUCAAGUCCUGUCCCACCGGCGUCCAGUAGCCACUCGGGAAGAAAGGAGAGCCAGCGAGGACGCAAUCAGAACUCCACGCAUCUGGGCCAGAAGCGGCCCCUUGGGAAAAUCUUUCAGAUCUACAAGGGCAACUUCACAGGGUCUGGAGAACUAGAACCCUCUGCCCUGACUCCCAGGAACUCACUCCAAGCAUCCACUUUCUCACCAGAGCCCCAGACAGUAUCUGUAACCACAGCAUCCAGGAGUACCUGGUGGGCACCAUCCACCCCCACCCUGGGGCCUGCAGAGAACAAGCCAGGCCUUAGAACAGGCCAGGGGAGUGGUCCCACCAUCACCAGCCAAGGAGGGGUGCUGAACUCUACAGCAACUUCAGGUGCCCCUUCCAGUCCACGCUCUACCCCAGUGCCUUCUCAGCGCCCCCGUGGUGACCCACAGGACAGCCCCAGCCAUACUAAGUUCUGGCUGACUGUCACCCCCAGCACCAGUGGACCUCUAUUGGCCAGUUCUGGGGUCUUCACAGCCUCCACGGGGCCCACUCAGGCUGCCUUUGAUGUCAUUGUCUCAGUCCCUUCUAAGGGGCUUCCUCAGGGAGCAUCUCCGACCCCAUGGGCCCCAGCCCACACCCCCAGUGUCACAGCCCCCAUCCCUAGGGCCCCAGAAAGCACUAUUUCCCUCACUGAAGAGGAAGCUAGGGCUGCCUCCUCCAUGACAGGCAGAGCACCCAGUCCUCUCUCCACAGUGGUGUCCACAGCCACAGGGAACUUCCUCAACCGCCUGGUCCCUGCCCAGACCUGGAAGCCUGGAACAGUAGGGAACAUCUCCCAUGUAGCUGAAGGGGACAAGCCCCAGCACAGAGCCACCAUCUGCCUGAGCAAGAUGGAUAUCAUCUGGGUGAUCUUGGCCAUCAGUGUGCCCAUCUCCUCCUGCUCCGUCCUGCUGACAGUAUGUUGCAUGAGGAGGAAGAAGAAGACCGCAACCCCAGAGAACAAACUGAGCUACUGGAACAACGCCAUCACCAUGGACUACUUCAGCACGCGGGCUGUGCAGUUACCUCAGGAAAUCCAGUCCCUGGAGACCUCUGAGGACCAGCUCUCAGAGCCCCGCUCCCCAGCCAAUGGUGACUACAGGGACACUGGGAUGGUCCUGGUGAACCCUUUCUGUUGAGAAACGCUCUUUGUGGGGAACGAUCAGGUGUCCGAGAUCUAA
This is a messenger RNA of Elephantulus edwardii (Cape elephant shrew), 1797 nucleotides long. Its product is annotated as transmembrane protein 108-like. NCBI's taxonomy places the organism in Eukaryota, Metazoa, Chordata, Mammalia, Macroscelidea, Macroscelididae. Gene Ontology annotation, cellular component: postsynaptic density; early endosome; axon. The transcript is spliced from 5 exons. Gene Ontology annotation, biological process: dendrite extension; retrograde axonal transport; postsynaptic density organization. The record is from RefSeq and is a predicted model, not a curated record.